AUGGAGGAGGAUGAACAAGCUGACAGGACGUUGCCCGAAUGGGUCGAACUUGAAUACCUCCAUAUGCGCACACUUGCAGGUCCAGAAGCUCAAAUCCACUUCUCACACCUCUCUUCUUCCUCGUCAAAAGCACUUUCAUCCGUCUUCGUGGAUUCCGACUUUACGCAUGAAGCAUCAGUUCCAUCGAACUCAAGUCGGUCGCUGGCAAAUGCAACAGCCCAUCAAAUGGGUGUCCUUGAGCUCAUGAAAGCACACAACCUCUCUCUUGACCAGGUCUGUCUCCUUGAUCCCAAAGCGGAAAACGAAUUAAGUCCACAAGACGGAGACGGGACGUUCCAGUGGUUCCUCUUUGGCGGUAUUCUAGGUGACGACCCACCACGAGACAGAACUGCAGAACUUAGGAAACUUGGCUUCCCGACUCGACACCUCGGAAACGUACAAAUGACAACGGAUACCGCGCUUGGCGUUACAAAGAAGGUCGUUCACGAUCGAGUAAAACUCCAAGACAUACCUUACGUCGACUUCCCAACAAUAAGGUUCAACGCACAAGAAUCUGUCGAGAUGCCUUUCCGUUACAUCGCCAUCGACGCUGGCAACGGGAAACGGGAACCCCUUUUGCCACCGGGUAUGCGCGACCUGCUGCAUAAGGACCUUGAUAAAGGAUUCGAGUUUUGACAUUCCGGAUUUGAUGUUCUGCAUCUCUGGCACUUUCUGUCUUCCGAGUUAGAAACACGUGCGAGUUGUGGUGUUCUGCGCGUAUACACGACUAGACUUCCCCAAAAUUGUGGGAAGGGACAGAAAGAAAACCCAAAUACGAGUUUGGUGUAAAAAUAUGUAUUAUUAUACAAUUCACUUUACUAAACAGC
Fomitiporia mediterranea MF3/22 is the source of this 866-nucleotide messenger RNA. Its product is annotated as DUF431-domain-containing protein. The transcript has 7 exons. Gene Ontology annotation, biological process: peptidyl-arginine methylation. The record is from RefSeq and is a predicted model, not a curated record. Lineage: Eukaryota; Fungi; Basidiomycota; Agaricomycetes; Hymenochaetales; Hymenochaetaceae. Gene Ontology annotation, molecular function: protein-arginine omega-N monomethyltransferase activity. The coding region runs from base 1 to 675 and encodes 224 amino acids.